CCUCCACCUCCAACUCAUGGUGGAGGUGGUGGACAACGAGCCCAUCAGCUCGGCCCACCCCCACCCCCCCGGACGCGGCGCCGCGCGGUCCUUCGCGGCGCGCGUCCCGCGCCCGGCCGGCGGAUGGUUGCCAACCAGGACCGGCGGCUGGAGGUGGUCGUGCUGGCUGUCAGAGGCUUGGGCGACGGCCGAGCCGCCCCCGUCGACGGGCGGCGCAAGGUGCACCUCACCCUCGUGCACGCCAGCGACCCCGAGGGCGGGGCCUUCGGCGCCAAGGUGUCGCCCUGGACGGCGGCGGUGGGCGGCGCCGUGCGCUUCGGCACGGCGGGGCUCCGCUGCACCUUCCCGAUGGGCGCGGGCGCGCCGGCCCUGGCCUCGGACGUCCGCUUCUUGGAGGGCGCGCAGCUCCGGGUGCGGCUGCUGGCCUCGAAGGUGCCCACCGGCAGCGCUCUCAUGGGCACGGCCGCCAAGUGGAUGCCCUCCCUGACGCAGGAGGUCACGGCAGAGCUGGACGAGGCCACCUCGCACCCCGAGGCCGAGGCCUUCAUCCCGCUGGCCAACAUCCUCUCUGGGCGGGGCUUCGCGGCAGACCGGGCCCUCGGCGGCUGGGUGCCCCUGGAGCGAGCGCGGCGGCACGCGGCGGCCGCGGCCGACGCCACGGGCCUGGAGGAGCCGCUGUCCGUCUGGAUGCAGAUGUACGCGCUGCCAGACCACGAGGCCUGGCUGCCCGACCUGCAGGCCCAGCUGCAGGCGCAGGCAUCGGGGCCCUCGGCCGCCGCGGAGCCCCGGCCGCACCGCCCCGGGGCGCCCUGCGCGCCCCCCGAGGCCUCCGCCGCUCCGCCCUGCG
Molecule: messenger RNA, 847 nt
Organism: Prorocentrum cordatum
Lineage: Eukaryota; Dinophyceae; Prorocentrales; Prorocentraceae
Source: the annotation of a GenBank genome assembly